Nerophis lumbriciformis (worm pipefish) is the source of this 768-nucleotide messenger RNA. The record is from RefSeq and is a predicted model, not a curated record. NCBI's taxonomy places the organism in Eukaryota, Metazoa, Chordata, Actinopteri, Syngnathiformes, Syngnathidae.
AUGGAAGUCAGGAAAGCCGAUUUACUGUGUGUACUGGAUUCUGUUGUAGGCGUGCUGCAGGUCAGUGGGAUCCGUAUACACACUUCUGGCGAUGUGGAGGCAGUCAACGGGACGGACAUCCGUCUGAAGUGUACAUUCAGUAGUUCCUCAGCUAUCAACCCCAAUCUAAUCAUCAUCUCUUGGAGUUUCAGACCCCUUAAACCAGGUCGAGAAGAAUCGGUGUUUCACUACCAGCUGAAGCCGUUCCCCCCUGAAGAAGGAAUUUUCAGGAACCGCAUCAUCUGGGCCGGUGACAUCAUGGGCCAGGAUGCCUCCAUCAUAAUUCGCGAAGUGAAGUUUACUUACAACGGCACUUACACAUGCCAGGUGAAGAACCCGCCGGACGUGCAUGGCUCAAUUGGAGAGAUUCGACUACGUGUCGUCACGACAGCCUCAUUCUCUGAGCUUCUGCUGCUGGCUUUCGCCAUUGGAGGAGGGAUUGCUGUUGUGGUUCUCCUCCUCAUCAUCAUAGUAUCUUGCAGGAGGUGCAAGAGGAAGAGACAGCGGCGGGAAGGGGAAGUGGAGGCUCCUCGCAAAGAGAGAAAGGAUCCCACUGUAUGCCACCCAAUGAGGUCCAUCCACCUGUACCUAUCACAGACGUCCAUAGAGAUUGACAGUUCAGAUGGAAUGAUCUCAGAGGCCAGCACUAAAGAUCCCAGCUCCGACUCGGACGGCCCAGACUCAGAUGACGACGAUGACGAUGAUGACGACAAUGACUUUUCAGACUGA